UGGGACAAAUACAGCCAACCUUUAACGUGCGAACUCUAAUGUCGUAUUUAUCCUCUGACUAUCGGGAAAAGAGUCAGUUCAGUCUAACUGGUUAGCUGUUUCGGCUUGCUUCCAUGGCAUCUCUCUCACCUCUCCCCAAAAUUUUCUCCCAAAACCCACAUGUUCAUGCAAAUCUCCAUGAUCAUUUGCGUAAUCCCAACGUAAUAUACCGAAACCUUUCAUUUUCUGGACUCGGAUUUCGGUGUUCUCAACAUGCAUCGAUCGGAGAAACGAGAAUUGUUAGAAAAAGUUCUAAUCAAACUGAAGUUAUGAUUGAGUCUGCUACUCAAGUUUUUGAUGUUCCACUCUUGUCUUGCUCAGAGGCUAUUGAAAGGCUAAAAACAAACCGAGAAACUCAAAAUGUCAAGCAACCGUUUCUGGCCAUGUACUCUAGCGUUUUUGGUGGAAUAACAACGGAUCCUGCAGCUAUGGUGAUCCCCAUUGAUGAUCACAUGGUCCACAGAGGCCAUGGUGUUUUUGAUACUGCAGCUAUAAUGGAUGGAUUCCUCUAUGAGUUGGACCAACACCUUGACCGAAUUUUAAAGUCUGCAUCUUUGGCUAAAAUUAAGCUCCCAUUUGAUCGGGAGAGCAUAAGAAGAAUACUGAUAAAAACUGUGAGUGCCUCCAAGUGUAGAACAGGAUCAUUGAGAUACUGGCUCUCAGUAGGACCUGGUGAUUUCCAGCUCUCCUCAUCUGGCUGCCAUCAGCCAGCUCUUUACGCUGUUGUCAUUCAAAGUGAAUCACCAUUUGAUUCAAAGGGCAUUAGAGUAAUAACCUCAUCAGUCCCAAUAAAACCCCCUCAAUUUGCUACCAUGAAAAGUGUGAAUUACCUUCCAAAUGUGCUUUCAAAGAUGGAGGCAGAAGAAAAUGGUGCAUAUGCAGCUAUUUGGCUGGAUAGUGAUGGGUUCAUUGCUGAAGGGCCUAACAUGAAUGUGGCAUUUGUUACAAAGGACAAGGAACUUCUUAUGCCUAAGUUUGACAAAAUUCUAAGUGGGUGCACAGCUAAGAGAGUUUUGACUCUUGCGGGAGAACUAGUUAGAAAGGGUGAGCUUCGGAGAAUAGAAAUGAGAAAUGUGACUGUGGAGGAAGGGAAGAAAGCUGAUGAGAUGAUGCUUAUUGGCAGUGGGGUUCUCGUUCGGCCUGUAGUGCAGUGGGAUGAUCAGAUCAUUGGUGAUGGCAAAGAAGGUCCUGUGGCUCUCAGCCUCUUAAAUCUCAUUUUUGAGGACAUGAAAUCAGGCCCCCCUACAGUCCGAGUUCUUGUUCCUUAUUAAGCUUGCUUAAUUGGUGUUACAUGAUCAGAGCUCUGAAUGCCGGAAUUCCUCUAAUUGUGGAUCACUCCAUGGUUGUGAUCUUCCUUUGUGACAAAUAAGUGCUUUGAGUUCUUGACGUAUUGCCCAUCAUCUAUCUUUAGUACUGAUGGCAGGCAUUGGCAGAUUUGAGAUAGUUUAUCUCUUUGGUCUUGUAUCAAUGAUAAGAAUAACAGUACUCUUCAUGUGUGUUUAUAAGCU
Quercus lobata is the source of this 1547-nucleotide messenger RNA. RefSeq names its product D-aminoacid aminotransferase-like PLP-dependent enzymes superfamily protein (gene ADCL). The transcript has 5 exons. Gene Ontology annotation, biological process: carboxylic acid metabolic process. The record is from RefSeq and is a predicted model, not a curated record. NCBI's taxonomy places the organism in Eukaryota, Viridiplantae, Streptophyta, Magnoliopsida, Fagales, Fagaceae. The coding region runs from base 114 to 1310 and encodes 398 amino acids. Gene Ontology annotation, molecular function: catalytic activity.